This is a messenger RNA of Eupeodes corollae, 1552 nucleotides long. RefSeq names its product dolichyl-diphosphooligosaccharide--protein glycosyltransferase 48 kDa subunit (gene Ost48). Gene Ontology annotation, cellular component: oligosaccharyltransferase complex; endoplasmic reticulum membrane. NCBI's taxonomy places the organism in Eukaryota, Metazoa, Arthropoda, Insecta, Diptera, Syrphidae. The transcript has 3 exons. The coding region runs from base 83 to 1420 and encodes 445 amino acids. The record is from RefSeq and is a predicted model, not a curated record.
UGUCAACCACCCAUUCUUUUCGUUUAUCGCAUUUUUUCGCUGUCGCUCCACCCGAACAAAAUCACAAAAUUUAGUUGGGAAAAUGUUUAAAAAACUCACGAUAUUCCUCAUCUUGCUAACAACUGGAGCAUUUGCUGUACUCGAAAAUGAAGCAGAAACCCUUGUGCUCUUAGAUAACCUCGCCAUUCGAGAAACCCACUCGAUUUUCUUUAAAACUUUGCAGGAACGUGGUUUUAAGCUGACUUUCAAGUUAGCCGAUGAUGCAGGUCUGGUUGUUUCCAAAUAUGGUGAAUAUCUUUACAAGAAUUUGAUAAUCUUUGCGCCAUCUGUGGAAGAGUUCGGUGGAGAUCUGAGCGUUGAGAAACUAACUCAGUUCGUCGACGAUGGAGGUAACGUUUUGGUUGCAGGCUCUGACAGCUCUGGUGAUGCUUUGAGAGAGUUCGCUUCCGAGUGCGGAUUUGAAGUUGACGAGGAAGGCGCUUCGGUGAUCGAUCAUCUGAACUACGAUAUCUCGGACUCUGGAGAUCACACAACUAUCCUUGCCGACAGCAAGAACUUGAUCAACUCGCCAGUGAUUGUGGGCAGCAAGGAUGUCAAUCCUCUGCUCUAUAAGGGUACUGGUCUUUUGGCCGAUAAAGAGAAUCCUCUGGUGCUGCAGCUCCUGACUGCCGAGAGCUCGGCUUACAGCUAUGUUCCCGAGAACCCAAUCAAAGAGUAUCCCCAUGCCGUUGGCAAAGGAACUCUCCUCAUCGCCGCUCUACAAGCUCGAAACAACGCCCGUGUCGUCUUUUCUGGAUCUCUGUUCUUCUUCUCCGAUGAAGCCUUCACUUCAGGUGUCCAAAAUGCCCAAUCAACUAAGAUGUUCAAGAAUUCUGGAAACCAGCAAGUAGCCACAGCCAUAAGCAAGUGGGUGUUCGGGGAAACUGGUCGUCUGCGCGUUGCCUCCGUCUCUCAUCACAAGGAAGGUGAAACAAAGCCACCACAUGCAUACACCAUCACCGAUCCCGUCGUCUACACUAUCGCCAUUGAGCAGUUGGCCGAAGGCUCCUGGAAACCGUUCCCAGCCAACGACGUUCAAUUGGAAUUCGUGCGCAUCGAUCCGUUUGUCCGCACCACUCUGAAAGUCAAAAAGAGCGGAGUCUAUGAGGCUAAAUUCAAGAUUCCCGAUGUCUAUGGUGUCUAUCAAUUUAAGGUUGACUAUGAUCGUGUCGGCUACACUCAUUUGUACAGUACAACUCAAGUGUCAGUGAGACCUCUCGAACACACUCAGUAUGAACGAUUCAUUCCCAGUGCGUUCCCAUACUAUACUGGAGCCUUCUCCAUGAUGUUGGGAGUGUUUAUCUUUUCAUUUGUUUUCCUUCACUUUAAGGAAGAUACUGUAGUAACUAAGGGCAAAGGAGACGAUAAGAAGAGUCAAUAGAUUCAACUACAACAAAAAAUAUUGUUUGUAUUAAUUUAGAAUUUUUUGAUAAAAGUAAAUUCAAUAAAAGAUAAUUUUGUGAAUUAUUAAAUAAAAAAAAUUAAAACAAAUCAUUUUAAUUUUUAAAUAAGA